AUGGCGGAAAUGGCAGAUGAGUCAGACAGGGACUCUCGGGCCAAGGCGGCGAUGAAGAAUCGCUGGACGUCGCUAUUGCAUAACCCUAAGCUAAUGGUCAUUGCUCUCUUUGCAUCAGUUGGCGGAUUUGAGUAUGGAUACCAACAAGGAGUCUUGGGCCAGUCCCUUGUUAUGACUCGCUUUACAGACAAUUUCCCUACCGUCGUAGAAUCUUCUAGCGCGACCGGCUGGCUCACGUCAAUCUUGCAACUGGGCGGUAUUUUUGGAUCUCUGUCAGCAGGAAUUCUGGGUGAGAUUUUCUCCCGGAAGUAUACGAUGUUCUCGGCCUGUUGUUGGGUUGUCCUCGGAAGCUAUCUCUAUUGUGGAGCUAGCUACCAUAAGCCCGGUUUGCUAUACGCUGGCAGACUUUUCACUGGUCUUGGGGUUGGUACCUUCAGUGGUGUGGGCCCCCUUUAUAACGCCGAAUUAUCAACGCCCGAGCUUCGCGGGUUCUUGGUCUCAUUCUACCAAUUUGCUACAAUUUUCGGCAUCAUGUUAUCAUUCUGGAUAGGAUAUGGAAGUAACAACAUCGGCGGCAUUGGAGAAACACAAACUGACAUGGCCUGGCGACUCCCCUCUAUUAUCCAAGGCAUUCCAGCCGUGCUCCUUGCAUGUGGAAUCUGGUGGCUGCCAUUCUCUCCCCGCUGGCUUGUGAAAAGAGGUAGAGUUCAAGAGGCACUUGCUACCCUGUCCUACCUGCGCAACUUACCCGAGGACCAUGAGCUGAUCCAGGCUGAACUUAAGGAGAUCGAGGCAGAGAGACUCUUCGAGAAGCGGUCCUUUGCAAAAUCGUUCCCAAACCUUGCUGCCAAGGAGCAAGGAAGUGUCCUGGUUCGCGAAUUCGCUCAGUACUAUCAAAUAUUCCGGACCUGGGAUAACUUUAAGCGGGUUGCAAUUGCAUGGCUUAUCAUGUUCUUCCAGCAAUGGAGUGGUAUCGAUGCUAUCAUCUACUACGCCAGCACCGUGUUCCAGAGUUUGGGCCUGACUGGGGGGACUCAGGCACUACUGGCUACUGGUGUUACUGGAGUGGUGUUCUUCGUAUGUACUCUCCCAGCCAUGCCUCUCAUUGACAGGGUUGGUCGAAAGCCCAUGCUUUAUACUGGCUCGGCCGUCAUGUGGAUUUCCAUGGUCCUGGUUGGCAUCAUUGUCGCUAAGUUUGGAAACGACUUCGAAAAUCAUUCAAACGCUGGUUGGGCUGCAGUGGCUUUCAUUUGGAUCUAUGUCGGCGCAUUUGGUGCUACAUGGGGCCCAGUAUCAUGGACACUUGUAGCGGAGAUUUUCCCCCUGUCUAUCCGCUCCAAGGGCGCAUCUUUUGGCGCUUCAAGCAAUUGGCUCAACAACUUCGCUGUGGCCUUCUUCGUUCCACCCAUGUUCCAGACUUGGAGGUGGGGCACCUAUAUCUUCUUUGCCGUCUUCCUUGCUGCUAGUAUUGUCUGGAUUUAUUUCUUCCUUCCAGAAACCAAGGGUGCGACACUGGAGGAGAUGGAUCGAGUUUUCAAGAGUCGCGUAGGAGAGACGGACAUGAUUUUGCUGGAUGAGGCACGCCGAGACAUCGCGAUAGAGCACGACGCUGCACUGGAAGUCGAGAAAGAGAUGGUUACUCACGGAAAGAGUGUGAUUCGUUGA
Molecule: messenger RNA, 1665 nt
Organism: Penicillium mononematosum
Lineage: Eukaryota; Fungi; Ascomycota; Eurotiomycetes; Eurotiales; Aspergillaceae
Product: sugar porter family MFS transporter
Exons: 4
Coding region: 1-1665 (554 amino acids)
Biological process (GO): transmembrane transport; carbohydrate transport
Cellular component (GO): membrane
Molecular function (GO): carbohydrate:proton symporter activity
Source: RefSeq, a predicted model, not a curated record